Molecule: messenger RNA, 5022 nt
Organism: Enhydra lutris kenyoni (northern sea otter)
Lineage: Eukaryota; Metazoa; Chordata; Mammalia; Carnivora; Mustelidae
Product: ATP-binding cassette sub-family A member 3-like
Exons: 30
Coding region: 1-5022 (1673 amino acids)
Biological process (GO): lipid transport; transmembrane transport
Cellular component (GO): membrane; intracellular membrane-bounded organelle
Molecular function (GO): ATP binding; ATP hydrolysis activity; ABC-type transporter activity
Source: RefSeq, a predicted model, not a curated record
AUGGACUUGUUGUGGCUCAACCAAUUUGCAGUCCUCCUCUGGAAAAAUUUCGUUUUAAAGAAAAGGAAGAUACUUUCUUUAGUUGUGGAAAUCUGCAUGACAGUCUUCUUCUCUCUAUUGAUUUUGCUUUAUCGCAGCAAUAUAAAGAAGACGUUUCACAAUGUCACGGUUUUCCGUCCUUUGCUUUUGAUGUCCCCGCCUGAUUUCAUGUUUAAGGGGAACCUUGAAUAUGAAUUAGCUUAUGUGCCUUCCAAAAGUGAUGUGGUAAAAAAUAUUACUGAGAUGGUGAAAAACACAUUAAAUAUCAAUUUUACAGUUCGAGGCUUUUCUUCAGAAGCACAGUUUGAGAAGUAUGUUGAAUAUGAAAAGAAGCCUAUGGUUCGUGUGGUGGCUGCUGUUGUAUUUGAUCAUGACUUCAAAAAUAGCGAUGACCGUUUGCCACUUCAGGUAAAAUAUCAUCUGCGUUUUGGUGCAGGUACUGAGAGAACUUCGGAUUUGCUAAGCUCCUUAGUAGAUACUGGAUGGAAUACACACAUUCUGUUUCCAGAGGUACCUUCUAUAGGACCCAGGAACCCAUUAAAGGAUGAUGGGGGAGAUCCUGGGUACAUCAAAGAAGGGUUCCUGUUUUUGCAGCAUAUCAUAGACCAGGCCAUCAUGACAUACCAUAACGGCGAAGCUGCAAAACAAAUGUUAAAUGGUGCCAUCAUUUUGCUUAAUAGGUUUCCAUACCCUGCUUAUUAUAUGGAUCCUUUUUGGUUUAAUUUUUCAGAUCUCUUCCCUUUGAUAGUUAUACUUGCAUUUUCUCUAACUGAACUUACCCUCAUCAGGACCAUUGUUUCAGAAAAGGAAAAGAGAUUAAAGGAGUACCAGCUCAUGAUAGGACUCAGUAAUGCUAUGCUCUGGGCUUCCUAUUUUGUCUCAUUCUUUCUGAUGUUUUUAAUUAUCAUCUGUUUACUGUGCGUGAUUUUAUUUGUCAAGAUUGCACCUGAUGUAGUCAUCCAGUACAGUGACCCGUCUCUUGUCUUCGUCUUUUUCCUGUGCUUUGUCAUCACCUCUAUAUUCUUCGGCUUUCUGAUUUCCACACUCUUUGAUACAGCUACUUUGGCUGUGUCUGUUGGAGGUUUCCUCUAUUUUCUCACCUUCUUUCCAUAUGUAUUCGUGCAAACCAUGUAUACACAAAUGGCCCUCACCGAGAAGCUGGUUUUCUGUCUCCUUUCAAAUGUUGCAGUAGCUUUGGGGGUUAAUAUUAUAAGCCAGAUGGAAAUGAAGCAAUAUGGUGUCCAGUGGGAUAACAUCCAGUCACCAGUGAGCCCAGAUGAUGAUCUUAGUUUUGUUCAUAUUAUGGGAAUGCUUUUAUUUGAUGCUUCCUUGUUUGGCCUUAUGGCCUGGUAUAUGGAUGCUGUCUUUCCAGGGAGGUAUGGUGUGCCCAAGCCAUGGUAUUUCUUUGUGCAGAAAUCCUACUGGUUUGGUAAAGCUUUAAGCGUUAAGUAUAAAGAAGAUAAACAAAUUAUUGACACAAUUAGAAGUGAUUAUUUUGAAGAAGAGCCUGUUGAUUUGGUGGCUGGUAUUAGGAUUCAACAUCUAUACAAGGAAUUCACAGUGGAGAAGAAUACCAUCGUAGCAGUAAAAAACUUAACUUUUAAUGUAUAUGAAGGUCAAAUCACUGUUCUUCUGGGACCUAAUGGAGCAGGAAAGACUACCACCUUAUCGAUUCUUACAGGUUUGACUCUUCCUACAAGUGGAAAGGUGUAUGUUAGUGGAUAUGAUAUCUCAAAAGACAUGGUUCACGUCAGGAAUGACUUGGGCUUUUGCCCCCAGGAUGACAUAUUGUUUUCAGAAUUGACAGUAUCAGAACAUCUCUAUUUCUACUGUGUGAUAAAAGGAGUACCUCCAGAGAUACGUGCCACAGAAGUUAAUAACGUGCUGACUUCUUUUGAUCUGCUGGAAAAGCGUGAUGCACUUGCACAGUCACUGAGUGGAGGAAUGAAGCGCAAACUCUCUAUUAUUAUAGCACUUAUAGGAGGCUCCAAGGUGGUGAUACUUGAUGAGCCAACAUCUGGCAUGGACCCAGUUUCGAGAAGAUUCACCUGGAGUGUCCUUCAGCAGUAUAGAUAUGAUCGUACCAUCUUACUGACCACCCAUCACAUGGAUGAAGCUGAUGUCCUGGGUGACCGUAUAGCCAUCAUGGUCAAGGGAUCCCUUCAGUGUUGUGGCUCUUCAAUUUUCCUGAAAAGAAUAUAUGGUGUGGGAUACCACAUAAUUAUGGUGAAGGAACCUCAUUGUAAUGUUAAAGAAAUUAUUGAAGUGAUUAAUCAACAUAUACCUGAGGCCAGAUUGGAGAGCGAUGUUGCAGCUGAAUUAUCAUUUAUCUUACCCAAAAAGUACACACACAGGUUUAAAGACCUACUUACUGAUCUGGAAAACAGGCAGAAAGAGCUGGGCAUUAGUAGCUUUGGUGUCUCAAUUACUACCAUGGAAGAAGUUUUCCUUAGGGUCAUUAGGGAGGAUGAGGAAGCUUUCCAGACCCCAUCCCUAAAGGAGAAAAACAGAAAAGAAGACAUGAACCAGAAUAUGAAUGCUUCUGGAAGUUUUGAGAGAUCAUACUCUCCUACUGCAAGUGAACACUCUAAUAUUAGGUUUAAUACUGGGUGGUCUCUUCACUGUCAGCAGUUCUAUGCCAUGUUCAUAAAGAGGGCUAUGUUCUCCUGGCGCAACUGGAGUUUGUUGUUGAUGCAGAUACUGGGACUUCUGGGUGUUGUUUAUUUUCUCAUGAAAGGAAUGGAGAUUUCAAGAAAUAAAAUUGAACCUGCCAGGGAAAUGGAUUUGGAACAAUAUGGUCAAACCACUGUGCUUUUCUCAGAUGAUAACCAUUCUGAUUUUUCUCAGAAUUUAACAAAAAUUCUUGAUAUCAUGCUAAAGGCUAAGAAACAAAAACUUCAGGAAGUGAAAGGUGACUUACAGACAUACUUGCAGGACAGUCAAGAAUGCAUUUACUCGUGCAUUAUCGCAAUUUCCUUUAGGGAUGAAAAGGUAGUUACCCUUUGGUUCAACAACAUGGCAUACCAUUCACCACCAUUAUCCCUGGCAGUAUUUGACAAUCUUCUUUUUAUGGCACUUUCUGGCCCUGAUGCUUCAAUUACAGUCUCCAACAAACCUCAGCCUCAAAAUAUUGUUUCUAAAAAACUUGAGGGAAGAAAAAUGACAGGACAGCAGGUAGCCUUGAAUUUGUUUUUUGGUGUGAGUAUUUUUGUCAGUGGCUUUUGUCUUCUGACAGUGACUGAGAGAAUCAAUAAGGCAAAGCACAUCCAGUUUGUGAGUGGGGUCUCUGCUAUUAAUUUCUGGCUCUCUGCUCUGCUGUGGGACUUCAUGAUCUACUUCAUUGCCUGCUGCUUACUCUUGGUGGUGUUCCUGUUAUCUGGAUUGGAUGAACUGACCAAGAAUUACCGCUUUCUAGACACAUUGAUCAUCUUCAUGCUGUUUGGCUGGUCUGUCAUUCCCUUCACGUACCUGAUAAGUUUCCUUUUUUCUAGUCAUACCAGUGCCUACAUCAAGCUUGUGAUGUUAAACUACUGUGCAGGAGUUUUCGGCAUAGUACUGGAGGUAGUAAUAACUACAACGUCAGGACCUGAUUCUGAGAGCCUUCUACUUGACUCAUUGAUGGUGUUACCCAUAUAUAACUUUGGGAUGAGCAUCAGUAAAUAUUUUCAUAACCAAAAUACAAGGCUGCUGUGUUCCUCAAAAGACGUUCCUGCCUUUGUAAAUUGUAGUAAAGCAAUAACUCAGAUGAAUGUAUAUGGUUUGGAAAAAGAUGCAAUAGGAAAAUUUUUAAUUGCGAUGGCUGUUUUGGGAUUUAUUUUCUUCGUCUUGAUUUUCCUUAUGGAGACCACCUCAUGGAAAGUGAAAACCUUUGUGUUUCGCUAUAUUUUCUUUGGUAUCUACAAGAAAUUUAAUAAGGAAAUAGUGUCCACAGAAUUAUCUGGGGAAUCUGAAGAUGAUGAUGUGCAAUAUGAGAGAAACAGAAUCCUGGAGCAACCUCAGGAAUCCCUGAAUUUCACAGUACUUAUUAAGGAACUCACAAAGAUAUACUUUACAUGUCCAGCUGUUUUGGCUGUCAGAAAUAUCUCCCUUGGAAUCCAAAAGAAGGAAUGCUUUGGAUUGCUUGGAUUAAAUGGAGCUGGAAAAACUACUACCUUCAAAAUAUUGACUGGAGAAGAGACUGCUACCUCUGGGGAUGUGUUUAUUGAGAACUUAAGUAUCACCAAAAAUCUUCUAGAGGUCAGGUCAAAAAUUGGCUAUUGUCCACAGUUUGAUGCUUUGCUGGAUUACAUGACUGCCCGGGAAAUUAUGGUCAUGUAUGCCAGGUUGUGGGGGGUUCCUGAGACCCAGAUUACACAAUAUGUGAAUAAAUUGUUGCAGUCACUGAAUCUGGAACUCUAUGCUGACACGUUUAUUUACACUUACAGUGGAGGAAACAAACGUAGACUGAGUAAUGCCAUUGCCCUAAUGGGAAAGCCCUCAGUCAUCUUCCUGGAUGAGCCAUCAACCGGCAUGGACCCAGUGGCCAGGCGUCUGCUCUGGAACACAGUAACAAGGGCACGUGAAAGUGGCAAAGUCAUCAUCAUUACCUCUCACAGCAUGGAAGAAUGUGAUGCCCUCUGUACCAGGCUGGCUAUCAUGGUGAAGGGAAAAUUCAUGUGCCUGGGUAGCCCUCAGCACCUCAAGAACAAGUUUGGCAAUGUUUACAUUCUGAAAGUUAAGUUCAAGAUGGAUACAGAUGAGAAUGAAUUAAAGGAUUUUAAAACCUACAUUGCAACAGUUUUCCCAGGUAGUGAAUUAAAACAGGAGAGUCAAGGGAUUCUUAACUACUACAUUCCCAGAGAGGACAAUGGCUGGGGAAAGGUGUUUGGUAUUUUGGAGGAAGUUAAAGAGAAAUUCAGUUUAGAAGACUAUUCCAUCAGUCAGAUAACGCUGGAACAAGUCUUCCUGAACUUUGCUAACCCAGAGAACAAAGGAGGUGACUGA